Pollicipes pollicipes is the source of this 1087-nucleotide messenger RNA. RefSeq names its product Autophagy-related 4a (gene Atg4a). Gene Ontology annotation, biological process: autophagosome assembly; protein delipidation; protein processing. Gene Ontology annotation, molecular function: protein-phosphatidylethanolamide deconjugating activity; cysteine-type endopeptidase activity. Lineage: Eukaryota; Metazoa; Arthropoda; Thecostraca; Pollicipedomorpha; Pollicipedidae. Gene Ontology annotation, cellular component: cytoplasm. The record is from RefSeq and is a predicted model, not a curated record.
AUAAGUGGGAGGGUGGUACGGGGUAGAUGCUAGAGUAACUAGCCCUGCGCCCAUUGCAUUCAAAGUUAAGAAGAAUAUUAACAUCAAAAGCGUGUGUGCUGGGAUCCUAGACCGGCCGCUGGGCCGUCUAUGCGCCGUCUGCGGCUGCGCCUUGCUCGGCUGCGCCGCAGGAUGCUGUACGAGGCCCAGCUGGUGGCGCAGCAGGCGUGCGGCGGCUGCGACCAGUUCCCCGAGACGGAGCAGCCCGUCUGGCUGCUGGGCACCAAGUACGCGGCCGGCGAGAACCGCGACGCGCUCACCGCAGACUUCCGCACGCGCAUCUGGAUGACGUACAGGCGCGGCUUCCCUUCGAUCGGCAUCGACGGGCCGACGACCGACCGUGGCUGGGGCUGCAUGCUGCGCUGCGGCCAGAUGGUGCUGGCCGAGGCGCUGCAGCGGCUGCAGCUGGGCCGCGCCUGGAGCUGGGUGCCAGGCACCCGCCAAGCCGACUACCUCCGGCUGAUGGCGCUGUUCGCCGACCGCGGCGACGCGCCGUACUCGAUCCACCAGAUUGCGUUGACCGGCGAGCGGACGGCCGGUAAGCCGGUCGGCACCUGGUUCGGCCCCAACACGGUGGCGCAGGCGCUGCGCCACGUGGCGGCGCACGACACGUGGCUGCAGCCGGUGCUGCACGUGGCCAUGGACUCGUGCGUGGUGCGCGACGAAGUGCGCCGUGAUUGCCGGGGCACGAGCGGCGCCUGGCGGCGGCCGCUGCUGCUGGUGGUGCCGCUGCGGCUGGGCCUCAGUGAGCUGAACCCUGUGUACGCGUCCGGCGUGCGGGCUUGCUUCACCGUGCCCCACGUGGUGGGCAUCAUAGGCGGCACCCCCAACCACGCGCUCUACUUCGUGGGCUGCGUGGACGACCGGCUGGUGUACCUGGACCCGCACACCACCCAGCCGGCGGCGGAGGUGGGCAGCAAGCGGACCGACUGGGAGGAGCAGGCGGACCGGAGCUACCACUGCGGCGGGCCGUGCUUCAUGCGGCUGGCGGACAUCGACCCGUCACUGGCCGUCGCCUUCCUCUGCCGGGACGAGGCCGAGUUCGACU